Molecule: messenger RNA, 784 nt
Organism: Stereum hirsutum FP-91666 SS1
Lineage: Eukaryota; Fungi; Basidiomycota; Agaricomycetes; Russulales; Stereaceae
Exons: 3
Coding region: 44-376 (110 amino acids)
Biological process (GO): protein folding in endoplasmic reticulum; autophagosome assembly
Cellular component (GO): membrane; EMC complex; endoplasmic reticulum
Source: RefSeq, a predicted model, not a curated record
CGUCCAGGUCCAACCCACAUUCUCCUCUACGGCCACAGCAGCCAUGUCAACGCCUGCUGAACUCGCUUCACAACGUCUUUUCGCGCCCCAUAUCGUCACCAACACGCACACCAUCUCCACCAUCAAAUUCAUCUCCUCCACCCUCGCCGGCGCCGUCGCAGGCAUCUUGGGCCUCGAAAACGCUUAUGGAUUCGCUCUUUUCGCAUUCUCAACACUGCUCACGUCUCUGUGCAUGUUGGCGUUGAACUUUGGAGGGAAGCCGAGCAAGUACUUGCCGGGUGGGUGGUUGGAGAUGGUGAAUCCGGGGCAGGAGAAUACGAUGAGUUUCGUGUUGGUGUGGACGUUAUUUUAUGGUAUUGUACACGUAUACGACUAGCCUGGAUACUCGCUCUCUUCUAUGUUGCCUACCUGUGCUGGCUAGGACUGCGUUAAGACCCUUGGACUUGGCCCGUAGAAUCAUGGGGACACGUAACGCAUUGCUUUUGAAGCCUAUCCUUUAGAACCCUCAGUUGCGCUUCUCGCUGCCUAAGAUUAUGCAGCGCUAGACGAAUUCACCAUCAUCUUGUGGUCGUCAUCGAGCGCUGGUCAUUCACACUGUAGCCCAUGAGGGGAAAAUACCUUUCUACCGCACGUCGAGUAUUCUCGUUGGAUCAUGGAUCCUUUCCACAUACUUGGGAGAACCCAAAACCCCAUGGUCUUAUCUGCGAGGACGGUCACAGGAUUUGUGGCGCCGUUUUGACGUGAACGCCACACAAUAAAAGUGGAGACUAGUCACUGGGGGCUG